This is a messenger RNA of Phyllopteryx taeniolatus (common seadragon), 752 nucleotides long. RefSeq names its product TP53 regulated inhibitor of apoptosis 1 (gene triap1). The transcript has a single exon. The record is from RefSeq and is a predicted model, not a curated record. Bases 298 to 528 code for a protein of 76 amino acids. NCBI's taxonomy places the organism in Eukaryota, Metazoa, Chordata, Actinopteri, Syngnathiformes, Syngnathidae.
AUGAGCUUUGUGUAAGCAGAAAACUUACUACCUAUGUUUGUGUUGAUUAUUUCAUUUCCCAUAUAAAAUUGAUUGAUGAUUUGGGUUUAGCGUGUUUUAUCAAGUCAAAGAACGUCAAGGUGGCGCUUGCACCCUUGCAUUUUUGUCGAAGUGAGAAGGCUAUUUGUGAGGAUCUUUGUGGCGCUGUGACGUCAGACGUGCGCCUUGUGCGCCUCCUCCGAGCGCUCUCGCGGAAACCUUGCGGAACCUCGCGGACUCGGCUCGUUUUGGGGAUUUCGCGCUCGCGUCGCCGCGGACAUGAACAGCGUGGGGGAGGCCUGCACGGAGCUCAAGCGGGAGUACGACCAAUGUUUCAACCGAUGGUUCGCCGACAAGUUCCUGAAGGGAGAGCGAGGCGCCGAGCCGUGCGCGGACAGCUUCCGGCUGUACCAGCGCUGCGUCCAGAAGGCCAUCAAGGACAAGGACAUCCCGGUGGACGGCCUGGACUUCAUGGGCCCCGACAAGGACAAGGACAAGGCCGACAGCUGAACGACACAAGAAAAGAAACUCCUCCCGAAUAACAGCCGGGGCCAAACAUCUUUUCUUUUCUUUUCUAUUCUUUUAUGGGACAAACCGAAGGCCCGGGCCGGAUCUGUUUCUGUUUCCUGAUCAAGUCAGUCCCAGAAUUGCAAAUACUUGCAUUGCAAACAUUUAUUUUGUUGGUGUUACCAAAGCUCUUUUUGAAAUAAAAGAAACAAUAGUUGAUGAAAGUA